Molecule: messenger RNA, 1542 nt
Organism: Fusarium keratoplasticum
Lineage: Eukaryota; Fungi; Ascomycota; Sordariomycetes; Hypocreales; Nectriaceae
Product: MFS domain-containing protein
Exons: 3
Coding region: 1-1542 (513 amino acids)
Biological process (GO): transmembrane transport; carboxylic acid transport
Cellular component (GO): plasma membrane
Molecular function (GO): carboxylic acid transmembrane transporter activity
Source: RefSeq, a predicted model, not a curated record
AUGACUGCUCAGGUUCAAAGCCUGGCCGUUGAGCCGCAUCCAGAUAUUGUCGACAACCACACAGACGACAAGAAGCAUGCCUCAGACACCGGAGCCGAGGUCGAGGUCGGCACUGUCGUAGACGGCCCUGAAAAGACUUACUACAGCAGGCUCUCUGUCUGGCUGAUGGUGCUCUUUUCGGGUCUAGCAAUCGGCUCUGAUGGAUAUAAUGCUGCCGUGAUUGGAAAUGUCCAGCUCAUCAUGAAGGUCCUGUAUCCGGACGCUCUGACGAGUUCCAUCUCUACGCGUCUGAGUAACGCCUUUCUGAUCGGCAUGAUUAUUGGCAUGCUCUUCUUCGGUCUCAUUGUCGACCAGUUUGGUCGCAAGACCGGUGCUGUCGCUACGACAAUCCUUUUGGUGCUGGGAAUUGCGCUGUCGGCUGGUGCGAGUGGCGGUACUGAUGUCGGUCUCUUCUGGAUGCUCAUCGUUGCUCGUGGUGUCGCUGGUGUUGGCGCCGGCGGCGAGUACCCCGUGUCUGGUGCCGGUGCCGCAGAGGCAACUGAUGAGAGCGCUCAGUACCGUAAACACCGAGGCUUCAUGUUUGCCAUGCUUGCUGAUCUGUCGGCGUCCCUGGGCUACGUCUGGGCCGGUCUCACGCCUCUGCUCUUGCUCCUCUGUGUGCAACAAAAGGAGAGCAAGUACGCCAUCGUCUGGCGAACCACCUUUGCACUUGGCGCAUUUCCUCCUCUGGUCAUCUUCUGGUUCCGCAUGCGCAUGUCGGUUGCCACGGCGUACCGAAAGUCGUCGAUGCGCAAGCAGCGUGUGCCGUACUGGCUUGCGCUCAAGAGAUAUUACCGCCCCUUGAUCGGCGUGGCAACCUGUUGGUUUCUGUACAAUUGGAUCUCAAUUCCCUUUGGCAUCUUUAGCUCAACCAUCAUGUCUCGAGCCAACGUUGGAGACAGCAUCGUCAAGAACUUGGGAUGGGGCGUCGUCAUCAACUGCUUCUAUAUCCCGGGCCCCUUUAUUGGAGGUUACCUCUCUGACAGGAUUGGCCGCCGCAAGACCAUGGCAUUGGGCUUCACUCUUCAGGCUUGCCUUGGCUUUGUUCUCGGUGGAGCUGAGGAGCAGAUUCAGAGCAUCUUUCCCCUUUUCGUUGUUUUAUACGGCAUCUUCCUGACGCUCGGCGAAGUUGGCCCCGGCAGUACCGUUGUCCUGGCCGCCUCUGAAUGCUUCCCUACCUCUAUCCGCGGCCAGAUGCUGGGCUUCAUAGCCGCGUGGUCCAAGGCCGGGGCUGCCAUUGGAACCCAGGUCUUCACGGCCAUCCUCAACUCAUACACCGACGACCCUUCCAAGGGCAACCAGGUGGCUUUCUUGAUUGGAUCCGCAUUUGCCGUAUUGGGCGCUGUUGUUGCGUACUUUGUCAUCCCUGACGUCUCGCGACGCCUGGAGGACGAUGAUGAGGCAUGGAAGGCUUAUUUGGAAGCCAACGGAUGGGAUGCCACAUGGGGUGAUUCCGAGACCAAGGAUCCUUCAGGAGUGAUUAUGAACAGGACUGCUUCCUAA